UGGGUUCCCAUGCUGCUCUGGCCGUGCUGCCGGGGAGCCCAUCACAUCCUCGGGCACUGCUCACACGAUUUCUGCAGCUCUGGGGGCUCCUCUGGCUGCCCGGCUCGGCUCGGACCUGUUGCAGUCUCCCAACAUAAAACCCCCUUUGUUGGGGCGAGGAUGACUUGACAGAGCCACAUGAUCAGUCAGGUGACAAAAUUGGGCACCAAAGCGGAGGAGAAUGAGCGGCUGGGUGAGGGCUCUGCCUGCUGAUCCUGCCUCUGGACAGGCUGCGUUACUCCUCAGGGAAAAAUGAGCGCCUGGCUCUGUCCUCUGCUGUGGAGCUUCACCGUGGUGUGUUUAACAGGUAUUGCUUCAGGCCAGACAACCAGCACUGAGGUCCCAGUUACAUCAACCCCAGCACCUCCCAGUGCAACCAGCACUGAGGUUCCCAUUGCAUCCACCCCAGCACCUCCCAGUGCAACCAGCACUGAGGUUCCCAUUGCAUCCACCCCAGCACCUCCCAGUGCAACCACUGCUACGGCCUCUUCUCCCCCAACUGCUCCUGCAACACUCUCAGCUGGACUGACACCAACCACUGCAAACCCUGCUGCAUCCACAGUAGCUCCAUCUGCUGAUCCAAGCACAAACACCCCUGCCCAGACUCUGCCCCCCACCAUGGGGACUGUCCCCACCUCUGGCAGCAGUGCCACCUCUCAGGCAUCUUCAGCAGUGACGGCCACAUCCAGCAGUGCCCCAGUGUCCCCUCCAGGAGUGACCACAUCCCCUGGGCUCCCGUCCUCAGCUCCGCUCCCCAGCACCCCCCAGCCCUCCAACUGCAGCAGAGUGAAUGUGACAGCCUGUGCCCCCUGCCCCCCAGGGACUGUCCCCACCCAAGGCACCUUGAGCUGUUCGUGCUGCGCGGGGGGCUCGUGCAUUGGUCCCAGUGCCUGCAGCCCCUGCCCACCUGGCCACUACCAGCCCCAAAGUGGGCAACCAUCCUGCCUGCCCUGCCCACAGGGGUAUUACACCAGCUUCCCAAGGAGCACUGUGUGUCUUCCCUGCCCACCAGGACAUUUUGCUAAUGAGUCUGGGGCUGCAGCCUGCAGAGCCUGUGAGCGAGGCUAUUUUAGCUCCAAGCAAAAUGCAGCUUUUUGUCUGCCUUGCCAGCCAGGAUCAUUUUGCAACACCACCAGCUGCUCGGCCUGUCUGUCCUGCCCCGGCGGGCAGGAGGCUCCUCGGGAGGCGUCGGAGGGGUGCGAGUCCUGCCCGCCAGGUACAUUCAAAGGCCCCAGGGACAACAGAUGCAAGACCUGCAGGACAGGAGAGUACCAGCUACAGAGGGGCAAGGAGAGCUGUGAGCUGUGCCCAGAAAACCACUACUGCCCUAGCCCAGAUGUGAAGCCAGUGAAGUGCCCUCCCGAUGCCUUCUGCCCCAGGGGCAGCGUGGAGCCCUCCUACUGCAUGGAACUCUUCCUGUACAAGGCAGGGGAGUCCUGCCAGCUGACCCCUGCCACCGUCAUUGUCCUGGCCACCUUCUCAGCAGGUGGAAUCUUUGUUGUCUUUCUAAUAAUUCUGAGAAGCCGACAAGAACAUGGCACGAAAUCCUUGAAGUCGCUGUUGCUGCCCCGGGGCUCAGGACACGCCACCUACGGGGGCACGGAGCACACAGAGCCAGUCUAUGCUGGCUGGUAGCACAGGCCAUGGCCAGCAGCCUCCCUUUCCCCUGGGGCAACACAGAUGUAGCUCUGGGCAAGGUGUUUAACCAUGAGCAACUUAUUUCUGUAUAGCUAAACUCAGGUGGGGAAUAAAAUCCAGUCUGUGA
Molecule: messenger RNA, 1804 nt
Organism: Taeniopygia guttata (zebra finch)
Lineage: Eukaryota; Metazoa; Chordata; Aves; Passeriformes; Estrildidae
Source: RefSeq, a predicted model, not a curated record